Danio rerio (zebrafish) is the source of this 2194-nucleotide messenger RNA. NCBI's taxonomy places the organism in Eukaryota, Metazoa, Chordata, Actinopteri, Cypriniformes, Danionidae. The record is from RefSeq and is a predicted model, not a curated record.
ACACUACAGGCAUGGUGACAGAAGAACUCCAUGCGCCACAGAUUUCUGACACGCUUUGUCAAAAGCUGAAAGUCUCUUGAAGAGAAGGAGCACACUCUUUUAGGCUCUGGCUGGGUCUGAACAACUGACAGCACAAUGGCUAUGGACUCUGACAGACCACCGGGCUUCUGUUUGGUGGAUUAUGCGGUAUUUGCUGCAAUGCUGGGGGUGUCGGUGGGCAUCGGGCUGUUCCAGUCUUUGAGAAAGACCCCGGGUCGCUCUAAAGUGGACAGCUUCUUCACAGGCGGCAGGGGUUUCUCUGCUGUGCCGGUUGGACUGUCGCUCUGUGCCAGCUUUAUGUCAGCUGUACAGGUGCUCGGUGUGCCAUCAGAGACGUAUUUGUAUGGCUUCAAGUUCCUGUAUAUGUGCCUGGGACAAGGGCUCAACUCCCUCAUGACGGCCGUUCUGUUUGUUCCUGUGUUUUAUCGCCUUAAAAUCACCAGCUCAAGCCAGUAUUUAGGAAUGAGGUUUGGCAGAGGGAUGCAGCUCUUGGGAAGUUUGCAGUUCAUUGUAGCAACUCUCCUCUACACUGGAAUAGUGAUCUUUGCUCCUGCAGUCAUCUUGAAUCAAGGCAAAUGAAAUAAACUGAUGUUCUUUCAAUUGAGUUACACUGAUAGUCUUGGCUUCAAGUGUCCAUUUUAUCUCAGUCAAGUUGGAUGGCAAAUAAGUAUCCCAAAGUUAUGUUAUCGCUUUAGGCCUUUUAUUCUAAUCAAUCUUUUCUUCUUUCCUGAAUAAAGCCACAGGCCUGAACAUGUGGGCGUCUCUUUUCUCAACUGGGCUCAUCUGCACAUUUUACACCACAGUGGGUGGCAUGAAGGCUGUAAUUUGGACAGAUGUGUUUCAGAUUGUAGUCAUGCUCUCUGGGUUCAUUGCAGUCUUUAUUCAGGGCACUAUAUUGGCAGGAGGGCCUGCCAGAGUUUUGGAGAUUGCCAACAAUGGAUCCCGUAUCAAUUUUAAUGAUUUUGCGAUAGACCCUCAGAGGCGGUACUCAUUUUGGAGCUUCACAGUGGGUGGCACUAUGGUCUGGUUAUCCAUGUAUGGAGCCAAUCAGGCCCAAGUACAGCGAUACAUAUCGUGCAGGACUGAGAAACAAGCUCAGCUGGCGCUGCUGGUGAAUCAGGUGGGUCUGUGUCUGAUUGUGAGCAGUGCUGCCACCUGUGGAAUUGUGAUGUUUGCUUUAUACUCCAACUGUGACCCACUGAAGAUCGGCAGAAUAUCUGCACCUGACCAGUACAUGCCGUACCUGGUUUUGGACAUUUUCCGGAAUCAUCCUGGCUUCCCGGGUCUUUUUCUAGCCUGUGCCUACAGUGGGACUUUAAGUACCGUCUCCACCAGCAUCAAUGCCAUGGCUGCUGUCACUAUGGAGGACGUGAUGAAGCCGUGGUUAAUCACCAUUUCACAGAGAAAACAGCUCAUGCUCUCCAGAGCUUUAUCGCUGUUCUAUGGGCUUGGCUGCAUUACAAUGGCUGCACUCUCCUCUCUGCUGGACUGGGGAGUACUUCAGGGUUCAUUCACAGUGAUGGGUGUAGUGAACGGUCCACUGCUGGGAGCAUUUGCCCUCGGCAUGUUUGUUCCCGCCACAAAUAAACCGGGGGUUUUCUCAGGCGUGGCAGUGGGUUUCUGUCUGUCUCUAUGGCUUGCUGUUGGAAGCACGAUUUAUCCUCCUUCACCACAAAUUAUGGGUGUUUUGCCCACUAGUGCUGGACAGUGUCUGACAACUAAUGCAACACUCAACACCACAGCAUCUGUCCUGGCUUCAUCAGUCCCUCUGGAUUACAGCUUUCAAAACAUCUAUUCAAUAUCCUACCUGUACUUUGGAGCUCUGUCAACUAGUGCAGUCGUGCUGGUUGGUGUGGUGGUCAGUUAUAUUACAGGACCCACUAAGAAGGAUUCUAUCAGUCCAGGUUUGUUACGGUGGAACUUGGAACAAAAGCCCUGCGAUGCAUCUUGCCAUAUUUUGAAUGAAACUAUAACACUGAAUCCCACAGAAAUCCUUCUGACUCCAAAGGAACUUUUUCCGAUUGCUGCUGAUAAACAAGAUAUUUUACUCACCAAAGGGGAAAUUUAGACAUGUGCCAGAUUUGUUUUGUCGUAUUUUAAACUAAUAUCCAAAUGCCGAUUAACUCAAAUAAAUGAAUUCUUGUGGAAAAGCAAA